AAAACACCGCUCACACAAACAAAGGAGGGAAAAUCGCAUCUCUCAUUCUAUUUCCCUUUGGCCAUUAACAACACUCAAUCUCUUCCUUCAUUCGCAAACCAACUUUCUACAAACUCUAACUUCCCUUCCUUUUUUUCUCAUCCGUUGUCACAAAGGCAAACCAAAAAGGUGACAAAAUAAAAAGAGAGAACCUUUCUUAGCUUCAACAAAAUGCGAUCCCCUUCUUGUAAGAUUCCCACCUCCUUUCUACCCUUCUUUUUCAAUUCUUAUGCUUCUUUUCUCUUUUUAAGUCAUUCUGUGAGUAAAGGUGCUCGCUUUUUGUUCUCUUCUUCUGUUUUUCUCAUCUGGGUCUGUUUCAUCUCCCCCUCCCCCUCCCCCUUUUCCGCUCUCAACUUUUUUCUCGAAAUUCUGAAGGAUAUUUACUUAUUCUAGAGGUUUAGACGCAUAGUAUUUAGAAUUUCAUUGUGUUACUACAAAGAUGGGGGAUCACUUUGAGUUGCUGGUGGAUCGAUUGCUUACUGAAUCCACAUUAGAAGCUGCACUUGAAAGCAGAAAUAGGUCAAUGCAGGCUGCAUCCUCAGCAGUGAAUGAUACAAAAAUUGAUCUCUCGUUGAUGAAGAUGGGUGUGGAUAAUAUCAAAUGUCCAGGGAAACUGGUAGAAUGCAGGAUAUGCCAUGAUGAUGAUGAAGAUUAUAAUAUGGAGACACCCUGCUCAUGUUGUGGUAGUUUGAAGUAUGCCCACCGCAGAUGUGUACAAAGGUGGUGUAAUGAGAAAGGUGACACCACCUGUGAGAUAUGCCACCAGCAAUUCAAGCCUGGGUAUACAGCUCCUCCUCCACUGUUUCAGUUUGGACGUAUUCCAAUGAGUUUCAGGGGAAAUUGGGAGAUUUCAAGAAGAGACUUGAAUAGUACUCAUUUGGUUAGCAUGGUUCCCACCGAUCAGAACCUUGCCAAUUCUAACUAUGAUCAAUAUUCAGCCUCUGCUACAGGAAGUUUGAUAUGCUGUCGUUCAGUUGCUGUCAUUUUCAUGGUUCUACUGAUUUUAAGACAUACUCUUCCCCUUGUAAUUAGUGGAAAUAAGGAGUAUUCUUUCCCCCUAUUUAUGCUGUUAUUACUUCGGACUGUGGGAGUUGUUCUUCCCAUAUACUUCAUGGUUAAAGCAGUGGCCUUAAUCCAAAGACAUCGGAGACAGCAUCGAGAGCACCUUAAUGCCUUGGCCAGUUCAUCUGAUGAUGAGAGCCAACAACCAGCUUUGCAGCCUCAGCCUCAUGUCAUACAUGUUCUGUAAAAAUACUGUAGCCACUUGAAGUAAAUGAAGUGUUCGAUUGAGAUGCUGCAAUCUGUCUUCUGAUUUUUUAUUUAAAUUAGAUGGAGACAACUUCCCUGAGACCGAAAACUGUGAGUUUGCUAAGGAUGAGGAAAGUGAAAUUCAGAUGCAACAGGUGUCGUAGCUAUUAGAGGCAUUGCAUGCCCCUUAUGUUACCACUUACAAAGUCCCUGCUGUAGCUACUCCUGGGGAAGUCUUGGCAGCAAGUUACACAUUAGUUUUACUGUUUCUGCUUACUGAUUGGAAUUAUUCAGAUGUAUAGAUAGAAAUCAUACAAUUAUAUAGCGAAAAUUACAUGGGGUAGAUAUAUAUAUUAAAAAU
Messenger RNA from Abrus precatorius (Indian licorice), 1648 nucleotides. RefSeq lists its product as uncharacterized. The transcript has 8 exons. Lineage: Eukaryota; Viridiplantae; Streptophyta; Magnoliopsida; Fabales; Fabaceae. Gene Ontology annotation, cellular component: membrane. The record is from RefSeq and is a predicted model, not a curated record. Gene Ontology annotation, molecular function: ubiquitin-protein transferase activity; zinc ion binding. Gene Ontology annotation, biological process: protein ubiquitination. Bases 479 to 1288 code for a protein of 269 amino acids.